CUCUUCUUCAACGGUAUCGCGUAACUAUCUCAAUGGCGGACCCAACGGAACCAGCACCGGGGAGCGUGGUGGCAGCAGCAGCAGCCGCGGCGGCGGAGGAGACGGAGGACGUCAACGACGCUGCGAUGGCACUGAAAGGAAUCAAUAUGCUCCUCAACAAUGGAUUCAAGGAGAGCGACGAGCUCUUCAGGUUGUACAGGAACCACAGUCCUCUGAUGAGUUUCGGGGCCAGUUUCGUGAGUUUUCUGAAUGCCAUUAUGACUUUUGAAGAGGAGAAAAUGCAGAUGGCCUUUGAGGACCUCAAAGCCACAGAGAGACUGUGCGAGAGUGAGAACACUGGUGUCAUUGAGACCAUUAAAAACAAGUUCAAGAGGAACAUGGACUCCCAGAGGUCCGGGGUGGCUGCAGUGGAUCGGCUCCAGAGGCAGAUCAUCAUCGCAGACUGCCAAGUUUACCUUGCAGUGUUGUCUUUCAUCAAACAAGAGCUGUCAUUGUACAUCAAAGGAGGCUGGAUCCUCCGCAAAGCCUGGAAAAUGUACAACAAAUGUUACAGCGACAUCACGCACCUGCAGGAGGGCAGACGAAGACGAGCCUCUGAACAGAAGGCCGCGGCGCCUCCGCCGUCGCUGUCCUCCUCCGACACGUUCAGCCACGGCCGCUCCUCUUCGCCCGGGUCGAGCCCGUCCCUGAGAGCGGACGGCAUCGGCCCCGAGGCCCUGGAGCGGCUGAAAGGCGCGGUCAGCUUCGGCUACGGCCUCUUCCACCUCUGCAUCUCGAUGGUGCCGCCGCACCUCCUGAAGAUCGUCAAUCUGCUGGGCUUCCCCGGCGACCGCCUCCAAGGCCUGUCGGCGCUCGCGUACGCCAGUGAAAGUAAGGACAUGAAGGCGCCCUUAGCUACCCUGGCCCUCCUGUGGUAUCACACGGUAGUGCAGCCCUUCUUCGCCCUGGACGGCACGGACACGCAGGCCGGCCUGCUGGAAGCCAAGUCCAUUCUUCAACAAAGGGAGGCCGUCUAUCCAAACUCCUCCCUCUUCAUGUUUUUCAAAGGCAGAGUCCAACGCCUCGAGUGCCAGAUCAGUAGUGCCUUGGCGUCCUUCCGCAAUGCCUUAGACCUGGCCUCGGGCCAGCGGGAGAUUCAGCAUGUGUGUUUGUAUGAAAUAGGUUGGUGCAGCAUGAUCGAACUGAACUACGGAGAAGCUUACAGGGCCUUCGAGCGACUGAAGACCGAGUCUCGCUGGUCCCAGUGCUACUACGCCUAUUUGACUGGAGUUUGCCAAGGAGCCACCGGUAAUCUGGAGGGAGCUGUCACUGUUUUCAAGGAGGUGGAAAGCCUUUUCAAACGCAAGAACAAUCAGAUAGAGUUGUUCUCCAUGAAGAGGGCCGAGAAGCUACGGACACCCAGUCUCUCCAAAGAAGUCUGCGUCCUAUCCGUGAUUGAGAUUCUUUACCUUUGGAAAGCUCUUCCCAACUGCUCUCCUGCCAAGCUUCGUGCAAUGGCACAAGUCCUGCAGGGGAUAGACGAUGCCUCAUGUGCCGGCCUGAAAAACCUGCUUCUUGGUGCAAUAAACGGAUGUCUUCAAAACACCGACAAAGCCAUUCACUUGUUCCAGCUGGCUGCAAGAGACGAGGUUGGUCGUCUGAGCAACUCUUAUGUGGAACCCUACUCCUGCUAUGAACUGGGGUGUGUGCUGCUGAACAACCCAGAGUCUGCAGAGAAGGGCAGGAUGCUGAUGCUUCAGGCGAAGGAGGACUAUGCCGGCUAUGACUUUGAGAACAGGCUCCACGUUCGUAUUCAUUCAGCUCUCGCCUCGAUGAGGGCUGCUGCAGCCCAGCCUUGACAUUGUAUCUGCACCUCAAAGGACUGGAAGAAGUGAAUUAAAAAGAAAAAGCCACAAUACCAUUCAGGUCACCAGUGAUACACUGUUUUCUCUAUUUUAAUUUAUUUAUUUGUUGGAUUCAGAGCCAAUACAUUAUAAUAUGUGUAAUAUACACAUGGGAGUUACUGGAGGUAUUUCACUUAUCUGUUACUGUACUUAUUAAUACAUUGGUCAUUUAUUGUUUACAUGGUUAAUUUCAAAACUAGAUGCCAGUCAAUUGAUAAAAACAUCAGUCAUAUUGCUUCCAUAGAGGGUCUGAUUUGGAGACUAGUCGGGUCAAGUAGAGUAAAGCACAUAUCCAGUAAUUAAUAACUCAGCGAUCUUAGUGUUGGCUACCGACUUUGACAUGUGAUGUAAAGGCUUUGCUAAUCCAAAGGCAUGAGUGCUAUUAUUAAAAUGUUUUUGUGUAGCCCCUAUUUCUAAGCAGAAUUGUUUUUAUCGCACAGGUUUUAAUAGAUAUAAACAUGUUGUGAGCGGCCUAGACGCACAGUGCCACUCCAGGCUGUAAACUGGUUCUUAUUUAUAUUGUUUUGUUCUAAGAUAAUAAAAUGAAUAUAGUAAAACA
Molecule: messenger RNA, 2442 nt
Organism: Cyclopterus lumpus (lumpfish)
Lineage: Eukaryota; Metazoa; Chordata; Actinopteri; Perciformes; Cyclopteridae
Product: tetratricopeptide repeat protein 39C-like
Exons: 14
Coding region: 33-1838 (601 amino acids)
Biological process (GO): cilium assembly; otolith morphogenesis
Molecular function (GO): protein binding
Source: RefSeq, a predicted model, not a curated record